Molecule: messenger RNA, 1885 nt
Organism: Gigantopelta aegis
Lineage: Eukaryota; Metazoa; Mollusca; Gastropoda; Neomphalida; Peltospiridae
Product: gastrula zinc finger protein XlCGF7.1-like
Exons: 2
Coding region: 717-1625 (302 amino acids)
Source: RefSeq, a predicted model, not a curated record
GUCGGGAUAGGUUUCUCAUGUACGUUUCCUUUGUGAUAACCUGAUUGUUGUUCGUACCUCCUGACUUCAGACUCCAUCUCUGAAGACGUCACAGAGCGUUCAUUGCUGGCUGGCUUUACAGAAACGUGUAGGAAAGAAGACAUUCUUAUAUUCUUAUAGAUGUUACACUGUUAGAGAGAUUUGCUCAGGGCUUCUGUAUGGACAGCAAUACCAUAUCGUAGUGUUGAUACUUCAAUGCUAUAGACUACAUCUAUGAUGACGUCAGAGAGCGUCCAUUCAGGCUGGAUUUAUAGAAAACUGGUAGAAAAUAAAUUCUGACAUACGUUCAGGGCUUCUCUAUGGACAGCAAUACCAUAUCGUAGUGCUGAUAUCUCCAGACUAUAGACUACAUCUUUGAAGAAGUCAGAUAAUGUUCUGUUCAGGCUGGAUUUAUAAAAAUAAAAAACCUGGUAGGAAAUAAAUUCUGAUAUACGCUACACUCUUGAAAACAUUUACUCAAAGACUUCUUUAUGGACAGAAAUACCAUAUCAUACAGUGUUGAUACCUCCAGUCAACAGACUACAUCUUUGAUGACGUCCGAGAAUGUUCAUUCCAGGCUGGCGUUGCAAAAACUCGUAGGAAAUAAAUUUUAAUUACUCAAGUCGUCUGUAUGAAAAGCAAAACUCAUAGGAAAUAAUUGUGAUACGCUGUUAGAAACCUUUGCUCAAGGCUUUUGUAUGGACAUCAAUACCAUGUCAUCGAAUGAUUCUACCGACAGAUUUCUUGAACGUGAUCUCCCUUCAAAAUACGGUAACGUCAAUUCUGAUCAGGAAACACGAACUCACACACAGAAAGAAAAGUCUUUUAAGAAACCUUUCAAAUGCGGGAUCUGCUUAAAUUAUUUCUCCAGCAAGGGUAACAUUAAGCAGCAUAUGAAGACCCACACUGGUGAAAAACCAUUUCACUGCGAGGUGUGUAGCAAGGGCUUUCUUCGUAAAGAUUACAUGAGACAACACAUGUUGAGCCACACGGGCGUUAAGCGUUUUAAAUGCGAGGUGUGUGCAAACACUUUCUUUCAGAGGUCCAGCCUUCGAAAACAUAUGGUAUGCCAUAGUGAUGUCGUACCUUACAAAUGUGGGAUGUGCUUGAAGACUUUCUUGUACAAGGGUAACGUUAAGAAGCACAUGCUGACCCACAUCGACAAAAGACCAUUUCAGUGUCAUGUAUGCGGGAAAUGUUUUCUCAGUAAAGACUAUUUGAAACUGCAUAUGUUUUUUCACACUGGCGUUAAGCCUUUCAAAUGCGAGGUGUGCGCAAAAUGUUUCAGUGUGAGUUCGAUUUUACGAGAACACAUGUUGGUUCACACUGGCGUUAAGUCUUUUAAGUGUGACGUGUGCGCAAAAUGUUUCGUUCACCGUUCCAGCUGGAGACAGCAUGUGUUGGUCCAUGCUAAUGUUAAUCCUUUUAAAUGUGAUGUGUGUGCAAAAUGUUUCUCUCAGAGGUCACAUUUGAAACAGCACGUGUUGAUUCACAAUGGCGUUAAGCCCUUUCAGUGUGAUGUAUGUGCAAAAUGUUUCUCACGGAGUCACACUUUGAACAGACAUAUGUCGAUUCACACUGCUGCUAAGAAGGUUACUAUUUGUUAAGAAAGUUCUAAUUUGAAACAGGAUAUGUUGAUUUACACUUGUGCUAAGAAAGUUCCAAUUUGAAACAGUAUUUGUUGAUUUUUACUGGUUUUAAGAUAGUUCCAAUUUGAAACAGCAUAAUUGUUGAUUUACACUUGUGUUAAGAAAGUUCCAAUUUGAAACAGCAUAAUUGUUGAUUUACACUUGUUAAGAAAGUUCCAAUUUGAAAUAGCAUAUAUUGAUUUAUGCUGGUGUCAAUAAAGUUCCAGUUUGAAACAGCU